Molecule: messenger RNA, 1338 nt
Organism: Pipistrellus nathusii (Nathusius's pipistrelle)
Lineage: Eukaryota; Metazoa; Chordata; Mammalia; Chiroptera; Vespertilionidae
Source: the annotation of a GenBank genome assembly
AUGGCGGGCGCGGGGGCCCCGCACCGCCCCCCGGGGGCCCCGGGCGCCGCCGAGGCGGAGGACGCGUGCGGCUGGCGCUGCCCCGAGCACGGCGACCGCGUGGCCGAGCUCUUCUGCCGCCGCUGCGGGCGCUGCGUGUGCGCGCUCUGCCCGCUGCUGGGCGCGCACCGCGGCCACCCGGUGGGCCUGGCCCGCGAGGAGGCGGCGCGCGUGCAGAAACUCACGCAACAAUAUUUAAGGCAGCUGGCAACCAAGAAGCAGCAGCAAGUUGGCAACAGGAACCAGAUAGAAGAUGCUGCUGAGAAGCUCCAGGCUCAUGCAGAGUCAAGUAAAAUCUGGCUGGCAGGGAAAUUCACUGAACUCCGAUUGCUACUUGAUGAAGAGGAAGCCCUGGCCAAGAAAUUAAUCGAUAAGAAUACCCAGCUUACCCUCCAGGCCUACAGGGAGCAAAUCAAGUCCUGUGAGGACCAAAUUGACGUCUUGAACCGUCUCUCUGACAGAGUUUGCAGUAUCAGCCAGGAGUCCGACCCUGUCCAGCUGCUGCAGGAGUUCACGGCCACGGAGCGGGAGCUGAAGAAGCAGAUGAGCGUGGGGGAGCUGUGCCACCCCGUGCCCCAGUCCUUCGCGCCCAUCAAGACCUUCUUCAAGGGCCUCGUGGAAGCCAUGCAGAGCAUGAUACAGACGCCACUAGAGGUUCGGGUGAAGGACAACAUGAACUGCCAGCUCUCCAGCUUCUCUAGCACCAAGCCGGACUCCCUGUUGAAAAUCAGUCCCUCACCAGAGCGAUCGCUCUUCUUGAAAUACGCGCGCACGCCCACGCUGGACCCGGACACGAUGCACGGGCGCCUGCGCCUCUCCGACGACCGCCGGACGGUGCGCCUCGUCCUGCUCUGCCGCCUGGGGCCGUCGCCCGCGCUGCGCUUCGACACGCUGAGGCAGGUGCUGGGCAGCGACUGCUUCGCGGCCGGCCGCCACUACUGGGAGGUGGACGUGCAGGAGGCGGGCUGCGGCUGGUGGGUGGGCGCGGCCUACGCCUCCCUGCGGCGCCGGGGCGACUCGGCCGCAGCGCGCCUGGGCUGCAACCGCCAGUCCUGGUGCCUCAAGCGCUACGACCUGGAGUACUGGGCCUUCCACGACAGCCAGCGCUGCCGCCUGUGGCCCCGCGACGACCCCGACCGGCUGGGCGUCUUCUUGGACUACGAGGCCGGCGUCCUCGCCUUCUACAACGUGUCGGACGGCAUGAGCCACCUCCACACCUUCCGCGCUGCGUUCCAGGAGCCGCUCUUCCCAGCCCUGCGGCUCUGGGAAGGGGCCAUCAGCAUCCCCCGGCUGCCCUAG